This is a messenger RNA of Aspergillus alliaceus, 1728 nucleotides long. Its product is annotated as amino acid/polyamine transporter I. Bases 1 to 1572 code for a protein of 523 amino acids. Gene Ontology annotation, cellular component: membrane. The transcript is spliced from 6 exons. Gene Ontology annotation, molecular function: transmembrane transporter activity. The record is from RefSeq and is a predicted model, not a curated record. Lineage: Eukaryota; Fungi; Ascomycota; Eurotiomycetes; Eurotiales; Aspergillaceae. Gene Ontology annotation, biological process: transmembrane transport.
AUGGCGUCCUACGACCUCAAACAACUGCCGCCUGCUCGGUCGUAUGAAUUCGAGGAAAGGUCAUCAUUUCACAAUGCAGACGAUGUCCACCUAACUCGCUUGGGAAAAAGGCCUGUUUUGAAGAGAAACUUUGGGUUGAUGUCAAUGCUGGGAUUCAGCUGCACAAUUCUGAUCACAUGGGAGUCUGUGACUACCGGCGGUCCAGCUGGCAGUGUGUACGGUUAUAUUUUGGUCUGGAUUGGCGUUGCGGCGACAUUUGUCGUGAUGUCGGAGCUUGUCUCAAUGGCACCGACGUCCGGAGGGCAGUACCAUUGGUGUUCGAUGUUGGCACCCUCAUCUUCAAUGAAACUCUUUAGUUACAUUACCGGCUGGACGACAGUUGUCGGCUGGCAGGCGACAUACGCCUCUGUCUGUUACCUAGGUGGGAUGUAUAUCGAGACGAUUGCUAUGCUCACGCAUCCGUCUUACGAGCCUAAAAUAUGGCGUCAAGUCCUGAUCGGCUAUGCAAUUGCAUUCUUUGGCUUUGUACUGAACAUCGCUGGAGGAAAGGUAUUGCCGCGAUUCGAAGGGGCAAUCCUAAUUCUCCAUAUUCUGGGUUUCUUUGCGGUCCUAGUCCCAAUGGUCUAUCUAUCAAAUCACAACACAGCGGAACAAGUAUUUACUGAAUUUUUGAACGAAGGCCAGUGGCCCACCCAGGGCCUCUCAUUCUUUAUUGGGAUUAUCGGGCAUGUAUUUUCUUUUGCAGGUGGCGAUGCCGCAGUACAUUUGUCUGAAGAAAUAACCAACGCCACGGUUGCCGUACCCUGCUCUCUUAUGCUGACUGUGCUCAUCAACGGAGUCCUCGGAUUUAGCAUGCUUAUCGCCUUACUUUUCUCCGUCGAGAAUUACGAUGCGGCGCUUGCGGCUCGCGUACCGUUCUUGAGAAUCUUUCUUGAUGCUACGGGUUCCGUAGCUGGCACCACCGCUGCGGGCUGCAUUAUGGUCAUAAUGGGUACUUGCUCCUCAGCCGGUAUGUUGGCCUCUACCUCGCGUCAGUUCUGGUCCUUUGCUCGCGACCGAGGUAUCCCUGGAUGGCGAGUGUGGACUAAAGUCACUCCUCAUACGGCAAUCCCGACAUACGCUGUCAUUCUCACUGUUGUCAUCACCUGCCUCUUGAGUCUCAUUGGUAUUGGCUCCGACGUCGCAUUCAAUAAUCUGAUGUCUCUUUCCACGGCGGGUCUAUGCUUAUCAUAUCUAAUUACAGGAAGCCUUUUGCUCUGGAGACGCUGCACGGGCGGUAUUAGUGCUUCUAAGGAUGAGCACACCAUAAUCAAUACAGCAGGAGCCCAGCUUGUUUGGGGCCCUUUUCACGUUCCCGGUAUCUGGGGGAUUCUCAUCAAUAUCGUUGCCUUGAUCUAUUUGGUGGUCGCAAUCUUCUUCAGUUUCUGGCCGCCCAUGAACAAUGUAACAGUGGAAUCGAUGAACUACAGUUCUGUGGGCUUGGGUGGUGUAAUUUUCUUGAGUCUGAUAUAUUAUCUUGUGCGAGCCAGGAAGGUCUACAAAGGACCUAUCGUGGAGCUACACAUCGGUUGAAGUCUGUAUGUUACAUACAGGCAAUAAGACCAUGAUGAAAAUACUGAGUGAGCACUCUCUGGAUGAGGAAUCAAUAUGCAUGAUGUUGCUACUGUUGUGUCAUACCUCGCAUUCAUGGAAGUGGGACGAUUAUCGGGUCCUAAUAGUCAACCUUCC